Molecule: messenger RNA, 525 nt
Organism: Aspergillus alliaceus
Lineage: Eukaryota; Fungi; Ascomycota; Eurotiomycetes; Eurotiales; Aspergillaceae
Exons: 2
Coding region: 1-525 (174 amino acids)
Source: RefSeq, a predicted model, not a curated record
AUGUUCUUCUUCCAACCUCACCUCACCGAUACCGACACCGACGUCAUGGGUGAUCUAUUUGAGUCGAAGUUCCCUGGCUUGGACCAGCGUGAAUUCAUCGCCCUUUCAAACCUCCUCUCGCUUCGAAAUGAUGGACUGGCGGAGCCAGUUUGUUCACUCUAUGACGAUGAAGAUGGAGAGCCAGAAAAUCAAAACGAUAAAAAAGAAUUUCUUCAUUCAUUGCGGAGCGAGAUGCUCACGUACUAUUGUCCUCGGCUCGAGAGCACCUAUGUCCCAAACCUGAAGUCGAACUUGAAGGAAUGCUGUCGCAUUUUCCAUGAUGAUGAAGACGACAACUUUGUCCCAGCCUGUCGGCACCUUCGAGCUCGUCCUCAACUGAUCUUCAGCAAGGAUUUACCCGGCCGGGCGUUGAGUUUCAAAUACUGUCAUUGCUACAAGAGCUUACGGGGUACGCAUGACGAAGCUAGCCCGAGAACUGCUCCUAUGUUCACCACACAGCACAACUCAAGCCAAGGAACUAUGUGA